Messenger RNA from Armigeres subalbatus, 819 nucleotides. RefSeq lists its product as uncharacterized. The coding region runs from base 1 to 819 and encodes 272 amino acids. The transcript has a single exon. The record is from RefSeq and is a predicted model, not a curated record. NCBI's taxonomy places the organism in Eukaryota, Metazoa, Arthropoda, Insecta, Diptera, Culicidae.
AUGCCCAUCACUCGGAAAGCAUUAUCGUCUUUGAAGCAGCUGAAGGUUCAGCUGGAAGACCUGCGAUCUUCAUUUGACGACAUCUCUGGUUUCAUUCAGAAGUUUUCUGAUGCAACCACUGCUACCCAGGUAGACGUUCGGUUGGAGCGAAUUGACGAUUUGUGGGAGAGAUUUAGCGAGAACUUGGUCGAGCUACGAUCUCAUGAAGAGUUUGAGGACGAAGAGAAUCAACUUGGGAAGUUGCGCAAGCAGAUGAGUGAUCGAUAUUAUGAAGCCAAAACGUUUUUGUUGGACAAAAGCAAAGCCCUUCAUGCUCCUCCGGCCGUGGAUCAGUCUCUUCUCGAACAACCGGCAGCAAAUGUUGUUGAUCAUGUCAGGUUACCGCAAAUUCAUCUUCAAACGUUUAGUGGUGACAUCGAUGAGUGGUUGAGCUUCCGAGACUUGUUUACGUCGCUCAUCCACUGGAGGACCGAUUUGCCGGAAGUAGAGAAGCUUCAUUAUUUGAAGGGUUGCCUUCAGGGUGAACCGAAAAGCCUAAUCGAUCCCCUGAAGAUUACCAAGGUAAAUUACCAAAUAGCUUGGGAGACGUUGAUGAAAAGGUACAAUAACAACAAACUAUUGAAGAAGAAACAGGUGCAAUCUUUCUUCAUGUUACCGACUUUGGGCAGAGAAUCGGUUGUUGAUCUGCGUUCUCUGGUAGAGGGUUUUGAGCGAAUCGUUCAAACACCUGAUCAAGUUGAGGAACUUGUUGAUAACAAGGAUCUUCUGUUGGUGAAUUUCCUUACAAUGCAAUUGGAUCCUUCGACUAGUCGAGCUUGA